Messenger RNA from Fusarium keratoplasticum, 2937 nucleotides. RefSeq lists its product as uncharacterized. The record is from RefSeq and is a predicted model, not a curated record. Lineage: Eukaryota; Fungi; Ascomycota; Sordariomycetes; Hypocreales; Nectriaceae. The coding region runs from base 1 to 2937 and encodes 978 amino acids. The transcript is spliced from 4 exons.
AUGGCACAGAAUUGGGUCGUUCAACUAUUCGGCCUCUGCGCCGCCUUGUCAUUCUUUUACAUCUCUCAGACUCUGGAACGGCAUUCUCUAACUGAAAGCCCUCGUCUAUCGUCAUUCCUUUUGUUUCUACUCUCUGGAAUCAUAUGCUACGGUGUGAGCUGCUUCACAAAGUGGCUUCCUGGUGCAGAUGGACGCUUUGCCAGACACCGUCGUGAGGUAUCUCUGCUGGAUGGCGCUGCAGAUGCCGCUCUUAAUGGCCCCAAUGCCCAUCAGCCAAAGCGGCCACGACGCCUCUCACUUCCUGUCCUCGUUCUCUGUAUUGUUCUCAGACUGGAAAUCUUUCACCGUGUAAACUACCAGCAGCAAUGCUCGACUCCAGGUCUCGAGUCCUUUCUCUGCGUCCUCAUCUUUGCAUAUGAAAUCUUCAACACCCGUCGAAAAUGGGGCUUCCCUCCCCCAGAGGAUCCGGAUGAUCCCUGGCGCUCGUGCUUUGACGACCUAAUCGACUGGUUCAGCGGGCCCCGGGUCGUUCUCACCAUGGCCGUGUCGAGCGUCUUGACGUUUGCGACGGGCACGUACUUUGCUGUCAGCCAGAUGACGCGCUCGACAUACUACUGUUUCGACUUAAUUGAGAGCAAGAGGACCACUCUGCUCCUUCAGUGCGUCGGGCUCAUACUGGAUACCCUAAUCGUCAUCCUACUGUGGAGACUACUGGCUUGGUCGCGGACGGCCAAGCUUCGUCUGAGGACUCUGGGAACGGUUCUAGUUCUAUCAGCUCUGUCGAUGGGUUGCGUUUGGGUUGGAAGCAGGCUUCUCAGGGGUUCUUCAUCCCUCCAUACAGGAUUCGGCUUUUUGUACGGCUUCGAUAUCAUCGUCGACAGCUUCGCCUUUGCUACACUCAUGAUCUCUGCCGCGUUCUGGGUGUGCGAGACAUCACCUCUUACACCAUCCAGUAUCAUCACCUUUCUGGUCGGUACGGCAAAGGCGUGCGAGAACAUCUUCUCGUAUGGAGAUUAUCUGCACCCCUCGCGACCCCCUGCCAUCAUGCCGCUCUGGUUCGUGGCUUUUGGCAUGAUCAUUUUUACAUACUGUCAUGACCUUCGCUCCGUCAUUUUUGUACGGCGCUUCAUGCUCACUGCCUUACUUGUUGGUCUAGUUGUAGGGACCAGCAUCUACAUCACCAUUCAACAACCGCAGACCUUUAACAAGCGACAUCCCAUCGACGAUCUGGUCUUUAGGGCAAACAUCAGGCAUGACCGAUGGCUUCAGCACGCUUCUAUGAGCGGUAGUCUCCCCGUCGCUCACAGGAUCUACAAGGAACGCCACGAGGGCCGUGAUCCGCCCCCAGGCUUCGCCGACUGGUUCGAGUUUGCUCAAAACACCACCGUCAUUGACCAGUUCGACCAGAUCGACAGAGAUCUCAAGCCGUUCAUGGCAGUUCCGCCAGCCAAGUUGCGCCAGAGGGCCGUCAUGCUGGCAAAACUCCCAGGAGUUCACACAAUUACUGUCUACGAGGGCAAGGCGUCUCGAGCUCCUGAUGUUGUGGGCCCUGACGCUGAGGCAUUGGACCGCCUUGUGGAAUCCAUCAACAAGUUUGCCAAGUUUGUGCCCGAUCUCCUCUUCCCUGUCAACCUGGAACCUACGCCGCGGAUCCUUCCGUCGUGGGAGAAUGCCAAGGGGCAGAGCCGAGCUGACCUUACACCGAUUGUGAAUCUCAUCUCUAAGAGGUCCGUAGACGGUGUAAACGAGACUGAGGAAGUGCUUGACUCUCGAGGACCACCCCAAGAAGUGGUACUUGGACAGGGGGACUCACCAUACUCUCUCAUCUCCCCGUCCGACUAUCGCCAGAUGCAGGUCGAGGCCUGCCCUCCUGGAUCAAAGACCCGGAUAACCCCCCACUGGAACAUUGGCGAGUUCUGCUCUUCCUGUGUGCGAAGGCAUUCCAAGGGGCAGGUCUUGGUGAACUGGGAGCGAUCCCUCGAGUACUGCUCCCAGCCAGAUCUCAAGUACCUUCACGGCAUGUCCCUCUCGAGCCCUCACGCGGAGCCGAUCCGGCAGCUGCUACCCCUGUUUGGAGGCUCCAAGACGGAGCCGUUCCAAGAUAUCCUCAUCCCCCUCCCCCGGCCUCUCGAUUCGAAGCCGGACAUGAAGUGGGAUUUCGACCGCCGCUACGAUGCCAUGUUCUGGCGAGGCCAGACCGGUCAAGGUCCUAUCAGUGACCAGGCCUUGCGCGGAAACCACAAGUUUCGACUGCUUCAUCUCCUGGGAAACCAGAACCCUCAUGACAAGGUCACCAUGAUCCUGCCAACCGCUAAAGACGACACCAAGUAUCGACAUGAAAGGGUGCCCGUCACAGAAGCAAACCUCGCGACCCCCUUCAGCGUGGGCAUGAACAACUACACGGGUUGUCUCGGACCAAACUGUGCCCUCAUCAACCAAACAUAUGGUAUUGUGGACGAGGCUCAGGACCAGGACCCGCUAGAGUACCGCUUCAUCCUCCUCCUGGACGAAGACAGCGGGCCGUCCCCCGACCUCGUCCGCACUCUCCGGUCCAGCAGCGUGCCCAUGGUGUCGACGCUCUUCCGCACGUGGUGUACGGACCGGCUGAUGCCGUGGCUGCACUUUGUCCCCAUCGACACGCGCUACCAAGGCCUGCACACGACACUGUCGUACUUUGCAGGCACGCACAAGAGGGCCUACCUCAACGGGCGAGACACCGACAUGAAGGCGAAGGUCAAGGACGCACGGUGGAUCGCUCGGCAGGGGGCGCGGUGGGCGGCCGAGGCGCUGGGCGAGAGGGACAUGGACGUCUACCUGUUCCGGCUGCUGCUCGAGUGGGGGAGGCUUGUAGACGACAAGCGGGAUGAGAUUGGGUACUCGAGGGACGACAAGGGCGAGUUCCUGAGCUCUCCUUGGACAAAGGACCAGACGUGGUGA